Messenger RNA from Hemisphaericaspora subhashii, 489 nucleotides. Its product is annotated as dolichyl-diphosphooligosaccharide-protein glycotransferase. Gene Ontology annotation, cellular component: membrane; oligosaccharyltransferase complex. The record is from RefSeq and is a predicted model, not a curated record. The transcript has a single exon. Bases 1 to 489 code for a protein of 162 amino acids. Lineage: Eukaryota; Fungi; Ascomycota; Pichiomycetes; Serinales; Debaryomycetaceae. Gene Ontology annotation, biological process: protein N-linked glycosylation.
AUGCCCAAACAAGAAGCUGCAAUUAAGAAAGCUGUUGCAAGUACAACAACUGCAACUGGUGGACAUGCUCCUGUGCCAAAGGGAAAAUUGGCAACAACAAUUAAUGAAUUAACAUCGGCAGUUCAAACAACCAUAGCAGACUAUGAAAAGAGUCUUACUCCUCGUCUUAAAUUGAUUGAUAUAUUCUUAGUCUUCUUAGUCGUAUUGGGUGUUUUACAAUUCAUAUAUGUUUUAUUAGUGGGUAACUUCCCCUUCAAUGCGUUCUUGGGUGGAUUUAUUCUGUGUGUUGGACAAUUUGUAUUACUUGUAAGUUUAAGAUUACAAAUCAAUGAAAAGAGAGAUGAUCAACAGAAAGAUGGUGAUGCUGACGACGAUAUCAAAAAGGAUUCAAAGGCUGUAUUCGAUCAUAUUAGUCCAGAAAGAUCAUUUGGGGAUUUUAUAUUUGCAAGUUUAAUCUUGCAUUUCAUUGUCAUUCAUUUCAUCAAUUGA